Molecule: messenger RNA, 1082 nt
Organism: Chenopodium quinoa (quinoa)
Lineage: Eukaryota; Viridiplantae; Streptophyta; Magnoliopsida; Caryophyllales; Amaranthaceae
Product: protein CHAPERONE-LIKE PROTEIN OF POR1, chloroplastic-like
Exons: 5
Coding region: 168-923 (251 amino acids)
Cellular component (GO): chloroplast membrane
Source: RefSeq, a predicted model, not a curated record
UAAACUCAAAAAGAUUACAAUCCACUUUCUCUUUCUUUCUCUCUUCUCCAACACAACCACCCAAAACGCUUUCUCUCUCAUCAGCUAUCAGCUCUCAGCAGCCUCUCCCAUGGUGUUUUUCUGACCCACCUUCAUCUUCUCGGCAACUUCCAUUUUUCAACUCAAACAUGGUUGCUGCUUUGCUUGCUAACCCUAAUUUGUCCACUCCUUUCCUCGGUCACAAAGUUUCUUUGCGCCAGAAUACAAGGAAUUUAGCGACGCAUGGAGUAAAUUUAAGGUUGCCUAGAUGUGCUGUUGAUGCGCCUUAUGGAGGAAAUGCACCAAAGUUUCCAAGGCUGAAUGUCUGGGAUCCUUACAAGCGCCUUGGCAUAAGUCCAUAUGCUGCUGAGGAUGAAAUCUGGAGCUCUCGCAAUUUUCUUACACAGCAAUAUGCUGGAGAUGAGAGAAGUGUGGAGUCUAUUGAAGCUGCCUUUGAGAAGCUUCUUAUGAGAAGCUUUUCGGAGAGGAAGAAAACAAAGAUCAACUUGAAGACAAGGUUGAAGAAGAAAGUCGAGGAGUCUCCUCCUUGGGUGAAGAGUUUGCUCAAUUUUGUUGAGCUUCCCGCAACUGUCAUUAUUCUUAGAAGAUUGUUUUUGUUUGCAUUCAUGGCUGGCUGGAGUAUAAUGAAUUCUGCUGAAGGUGGACCAGCUUUUCAGGUGGCUAUCUCUCUGGGAGCUUGCAUAUACUUCCUAAAUGACAAGACAAAGAGCUUAGGGAGGUCUGCUAUUAUUGGAUUUGGGUCCCUUGUGGCUGGUUGGAUUUGUGGUUCUUGUGUGGGUCCGAUGGUACCAGCAGCUAUAUUACCACCGACUUGGUCUCUAGAACUCCUUACUUCUUUGCCAGUGUUUCUUUCUUUGUUCCUUGGUUGUACCUUUCUUAAGUAAAACAUAUUAGUAUGUUCCUCAAAUUUUCACAAGAGCUGAUGUAAGUCAUGUUUCAUAAAUAGGUGCUAUUCAUUUGUUUGACAAGUUACAGGUCUAUCAAUCUAGAAUUUGUAGCCCAAUUCUGUCUUGUUUAUUUAAACUUUUCUUAGUGAUUUCUUA